Molecule: messenger RNA, 1206 nt
Organism: Aedes albopictus (Asian tiger mosquito)
Lineage: Eukaryota; Metazoa; Arthropoda; Insecta; Diptera; Culicidae
Product: prostaglandin reductase 1
Exons: 2
Coding region: 170-1165 (331 amino acids)
Biological process (GO): prostaglandin metabolic process
Cellular component (GO): cytoplasm
Molecular function (GO): 15-oxoprostaglandin 13-reductase [NAD(P)+] activity; 2-alkenal reductase [NAD(P)H] activity
Source: RefSeq, a predicted model, not a curated record
AUUUAUCCCUAGAUUUAUCCUGCUGCCGCGACGAUCGAGUGACAAUAUUCUGAUAUUUUUUUCAUUCGUUCUUUGCCUAAUUGAAUAAACGUUUCUCCUGAAACGGGUUGAAACAAUCAGUUGAACUGAAGUUCUCUAAUCGAAGCAAGCCGCUCGCUCGGAUUGAAAAAUGGUCGUUGCCAAGAAGUGGAUCUACGCCAAGGCCUUCUCCGGUUUACCAACGGCGGAAAAUUUUCGGCUCGAAGAAGAAACGCUCGAUGGCGAAUUGAAAGAUAAUGAAUUCCUUGCCGAAGCGAUUUACCUCAGCGUGGAUCCGUACAUGCGACCGUUUAUGACACAGCAUCCGGAGGGUACGGUCAUGAUCGGUGGCCAGGUGGCGAAGGUCUUGGACAGUAAAAAUGCAAAAUUUCCGAAGGGAUCGUACGUGGUGGGUGCCUUCGGGUGGCGUACCCAUUCCGUGUGCAAUCCGGAUGAGGUGGCUGCCGAGUGGAAGCCGUAUCCGUUGCCGGACUUUGCCGGGGAACCACUGUCCCUGGGGAUCGGUGCGCUCGGUAUGCCGGGGCAGACGGCCUUUUUCGGAUUUUUGGAGAUUUGUAACCCGAAGGAAGGCGAAACGGUGGUGGUCAGUGGAGCGGCCGGGGCCGUUGGAUCUCUGGUUGGGCAGAUUGCGAAGAUCAAGGAAUGCAAGGUGAUUGGGAUCGCAGGAACCGACGCCAAGUGUGAGUGGAUCAAGAGCUUGGGAUUCGAUCACGCGAUCAACUACAAAACGGCCGAUGUGGAAGCUGAACUGAAGAAGGCUGCUCCCGAUGGCGUCGAUUGCUACUUUGAUAAUGUCGGGGGUUCAACGGCGGAGAUCGUGCGCAAACAGAUGAAUCUGUUUGGGCGGAUCUCCGUUUGUGGAACCAUUUCGGAUUACAACAGCGAGCCGGCGCAGGUUACGGAUCCGCAGAGGGACUUUGUGUGGAAGCAGUUGAGGCAGGAAGGAUUUAUGGUGUUCCGCUGGAACAACCGGAUGUCGGAGGCUUUUGGGCAGAACCUGCAGUGGAUCAAGGAGGGUAAGCUGAAGUACCGGGAGACGAUCACCGAGGGAUUCGAGAAUAUGCCACAAGCUUUCAUCGGAAUGUUGACCGGCGGAAAUGUCGGAAAGGCAGUUGUUAAAGUCUGAUUGCGCUUUAUUAUCAAAUACAUUUAAGCUGAACUAUUUAA